Messenger RNA from Entelurus aequoreus (snake pipefish), 2572 nucleotides. RefSeq names its product ETS variant transcription factor 5a (gene etv5a). The coding region runs from base 193 to 1776 and encodes 527 amino acids. Gene Ontology annotation, biological process: regulation of transcription by RNA polymerase II; cell differentiation. Gene Ontology annotation, cellular component: nucleus. The transcript is spliced from 13 exons. NCBI's taxonomy places the organism in Eukaryota, Metazoa, Chordata, Actinopteri, Syngnathiformes, Syngnathidae. The record is from RefSeq and is a predicted model, not a curated record. Gene Ontology annotation, molecular function: sequence-specific DNA binding; DNA-binding transcription factor activity, RNA polymerase II-specific.
GGGAUUGUUCGUGGCGCUCUCACCGUGCUGCAAAAAGCAAGAGGAGCGUGAAGAAGACCUCAGUCAAGUUUUGUUCGAGGACGAGCCAACGUCAAACUGAUAGCUUUCGCUUCUGCUUGGACAUUAACUCCUAUUCCUUCAACCUUAUUUCGCCACACAGGAGACACUUAAGGACACCGGCCCGGCACGACCAUGGACGACUUCUACGACCAGCAGGUUCCGUUCGUCAUGGUCCCGCCCAGCGAACCCGGCAGGAUUUCGAACGAGCGGAAGAGGAAGUUUGUGGACACGGAGCUGGCCCAGGACACGGAAGAACUCUUCCAAGAUCUCAGUCAGCUGCAGGAUCUCUGGAUCGCAGAAGCCCAGGUGCCGGACGACGAGCAGUUUGUUCCAGACUUCCAGUCGGAUAGCUUGAUGUUCCAUGGCCCACCACCGACCAAGAUCAAGCGUGAGCUGACUGCCUCCAAAGAGCUGUCCCCCUGCCACCAGGACAGGAGUCCCAUGCCCUACGAAGAGAAGUGCCUUUACAUCAACAGUGCCUGCGACGGGAAGUCCACACCCACGUUCAAGCCGUUAACCCCUCCCUCCACGCCGGUGUCUCCGUGUAGCCCAGCAGGAGCGCAUCGCCUCAGUGAGCAGAGUCCUCCUCGCCCAAAUGUAGCCAGCUUGCCCGCUGGACCGCGUCCGGUUCAUGUUCAGCGACAACAGCAUCCCCACCCACAGAGCACAGGCCCACGCAACCAGCCGGCACACCCGGUCCACAGCCCGCCAUUCGCCGUGCCAUGUGCGCCGAUCGGCCAAGAUGCCAACAACUUCACGCCAGAGCACAGGUUCCAGCGGCAGAUGUCCGAGCCAUCUCUACAUUUCCCCCAAUCAGACAGUCAGCUGCACACCCAUUUCCUGCCCCAGGCACCCAGCAGCAACCGCAACAGUCGACCACACGAGGGCCGCCCGCUGUACCACCGGCAAAUGUCCGAACCCUUGGUGGCUGCGUCCCCUCACGGUUUUAAACAGGAACUCAUUGACCCAAGAUACAACGAGCACGGCGUCCCCAACCCUCCAGCUCCCCCACGCCAGGCUGGGUGCCACCUGAUGGACAUCAAGCAGGAGCCCCGCGAUUACUGCUUCGAUUCCGAGGUGCCCAACUGUCACUCAUCAUUCGGGAGAGCGGGGAGCUUCUACCAAAAUAACCAUGAAAGCUUCUCCUUCGACAGAGAUCCUCAACUCUACUUUGACGAUACCUGCGUCGUACCUGAAAGAUUAGAAGGUAAAGUGAAGCAGGAGCCGUCCAUCUAUCGAGACGGACCCCCCUACCAGCGCCGCGGCUCCCUACAGCUCUGGCAGUUCUUGGUCACUUUGCUAGACGACCCGGCCAACGGCCACUUCAUCGCCUGGACCGGUCGGGGAAUGGAGUUCAAGCUCAUCGAGCCAGAGGAGGUGGCUCGCCGCUGGGGGAUCCAAAAGAACAGACCUGCUAUGAACUACGACAAGCUGAGUCGCUCUCUUCGUUACUACUACGAGAAGGGCAUCAUGCAGAAGGUAAAGGUGGCUGGCGAGAGGUACGUGUACAAGUUUGUGUGCGACCCCGAGGCUCUUUUCUCCAUGGCCUUCCCCGACAACCAGAGGCCCAACCUGAAGGCCGACCUGGACGGCCUGCCAGGCCUGGACGAGGACACAGUGCCCCUCACCCACUACGAGGAGAACACUUCCUAUCUGCUGGACAGCGGGGAGCAUUGUCUAGCGGGCUUGCCCUUCGUGGACGGUUGUGGUUAUUGAAGCACAGAGCAGCUUCCUGGCUCUCGGCACACACAAACAUGCAAAACCAUUUGCAAAGUCUCUAGAUGGCCGACUCUUUCAAUUCAAACAUUGAACUGCUGGUCGGCUCGGAGGAACCUAAUGUGGAUCCUGGCUGGCUCACGGACCUAAAACCCAUCCAUGGCUAAGAAUGGACGAGGGUAAAAGAUGAUACUCAACGACGAAAGCCCUCGAGACCUCUGAGAGUUUGUAGAAGAACAUGCUUCUUGAAUCUGGGUCAAAAAGUGCAGAUUUUGUGAUUAUUCUUUUUUUGUGACAAUCUAAAUUCUAAAUGCAGCACUAUUCCGUAGUUGCCUAAUAAUACUUCUUGCGUGUCUGUUUUAAUGUUACUGCACCUGGACUGAAAGAUGAAUGACAGAGCUUUGACUUGCACGCAUGCUUUCAACCAUUCAUGUACAUAUGAUUAUGGGUUUUUCUGUAACAAGACCAGAGGAUUCUUGGAAAUAUUUCAGGCUAGUUGGUCUCCUGUUAAGUUGUUGUGCUCUUUAAAUUAUCCUGCCCGUGUAAGAGAUUGUAUCCCUGCCCCCACUUUGAAGACCUUUGGUACGAUCCCCCAGCCGGUGUUUGAUUGUUCCAUUUUAAAACUAACUAACAUUCAAAAGAGAUGCAUAUGCAAGUACAUACUGUAUUUUCCAGCCGAGAAUUUUUUUUAUACAUUUCCUUGUUGAUUUUCUGGCUCUUUUGAUGCGCUGGUAUGGCAGGAGCACCAUGGCAUUGCAUGCAGGGUAAAAGUAUAAAAGGUGCAGUUUUGCGACUA